UCCGUAUUGAAAAGAUGAAUGGAUCUGAGCCCAAGUCGUCCACCAUAUUUGACCGGCGAAGAGGGUUUUGUUCGAGAUCUCCUCCGUCUCCGCUAUCGCUCCGAUUGGAUCCUUCCGCUCGCUUCUUCCCUUUCAGAUGUUUUUCAAUGCCAGUGGAGACUGUAUAUGGAUAGUUGUUGCUAAGACUGGACUUUUCUGGUUUUAAAGAUGAUUGAAAUUUGAUAUGGUCUUCUGAAUUUGGGAAAGAUGGUGCUAGUCCUAGCGAUUGGUGAUCUCCACAUCCCUCACCGGGCGCCAGAUCUGCCAGCCAAAUUUAAGUCUAUGCUUGUGCCUGGGAAAAUUCAGCACAUCUUGUGUACUGGAAAUCUGUGUAUUAAGGAAGUUCAUGAUUACUUGAAAAGCCUUUGUCCUGACUUGCAUAUUACUCGAGGUGAAUAUGAUGAGGAUGCUCGUUAUCCAGAAAAUAAGACUCUCACGAUUGGUCAAUUUAAGCUUGGGCUUUGCCAUGGUCAUCAGAUCAUCCCAUGGGGUGACUUGGAUUCAUUGGCCAUGCUUCAGAGGCAAUUGGAUGUAGAUAUCCUUGUAACUGGACACACUCAUCAGUUCAAGGCCUACAAGCACGAGGCCGGUGUCGUCAUAAACCCUGGCUCUGCAACUGGUGCAUAUAGCAGCAUAACUUAUGAUGUCAACCCGAGUUUCGUGCUAAUGGACAUUGAUGGUCUUCGUGUCGUAGUUUAUGUUUAUGAGCUUAUUGAUGGAGAGGUAAAGGUUGACAAGAUCGACUUCAAAAAAACUGCCAAUACCCAGUCUGCUCACUAAUCUUCUGCAGAUUACAACCUUGGUAUUUCUGGUUUGGUUGUUUGAAUGUGCUGACAUCUAUCAUGCGGUUGAGAUGAACUAUUGGAUUGUGAACCUUGAUUUGCUUUUUAACAAUUGCAUUUCAAGUUCUUAACACAUUAUUGUAGCAAAGUUGGCAUGGUUGGGGUUC
Musa acuminata AAA Group (dessert banana) is the source of this 988-nucleotide messenger RNA. Its product is annotated as vacuolar protein sorting-associated protein 29. The record is from RefSeq and is a predicted model, not a curated record. Gene Ontology annotation, cellular component: endosome; retromer complex. The transcript has 4 exons. Lineage: Eukaryota; Viridiplantae; Streptophyta; Magnoliopsida; Zingiberales; Musaceae. Gene Ontology annotation, biological process: retrograde transport, endosome to Golgi; intracellular protein transport. Bases 247 to 819 code for a protein of 190 amino acids.